UAAGUGACGUAUAACGCACACAGCGGGAUUUCCAUGAAUGGUAGAGAGUGUGAUUCACAGACAGGAGAAUUUUAUUUGAUUAUGACUUCUUUGUUUUAUUUACAUAAAAGCUAAAGUGAUAUUCGUACACGAAUAGGAAGAAAGUAUCAGGAAAUAUUUGAUUACUUUAUAUUUAACCCACGUUUAUUGAAAAACGGUAACUUGUUCAUUCUCAUGUAUUUUAUUUGAAUGCACUUAGUUUGACACUUGUGUGUGUGUAAAAUGGCCGACCUUUUAUUGUCUGUUAAUUCAAACCAGUUUAAGACAUAAUAUGUGUUGUAUGAUGUUAUAAAUGGUUCAGGAAAUGUGGGAAUUGGGUGAAUAAUGUCAAUGAAUGUCCCAUGCAGGCUAAGAAAAGAUAUACAACCGCAGUAAUAUGUGGUUUAGUUAUUCUGGUGUUGAUAGUUUUUUUGAGAAAACUGCCUAAACACUUUUCACAAAAUGGAAAACAUUAUGCUAUCGAGAAUGGAGAAUUUAUAUCCUUCCUUGAUGCCAGCGACUACACGUUCGGUGAAGACAUGCACGUGUCGGCCCGACAGAGACGCUCGCCAAACAGCGACCAGGAUUAUUCAAAGUGUAGAAUGGAAACCUGUUUCGAUUAUUCACUUUGCAAAAACGGAUUUAAAAUUUACAUUUAUCCAUUGGAAGAGAAAGUAUCGCAUAGCUAUAACAAAAUUGUUGUUUCGAUUCAAGAGUCUAGGUUCUAUACGUCAGACCCUAAAGAAGCCUGCCUUUUUAUCCUAGCAUUAGAUACACUUGAUAGGGAUGUUUUAAGUACAGACAUGGUACAUGAUAUGGAUUUGAAACUAAGCAAAUUACCAUACUGGAAUAAUGGAAGAAAUCACCUUAUUUUUAAUUUAUAUUCUGGUACAUGGCCAGAUUAUGUUUUAAAUGUGGAUUUUAAUAUAGGACAAGCCAUGCUGGCUAAAGCUAGCAUGUCUACAAAUACCUUUCGUCAUGGUUUUGAUAUAUCAUUUCCAUUAUUUGCCAAAGAUCAUCCCCAAAAAGGGGGUGACAAGGGGCAUUUGUACAUAUCUGUUAACAAUGUACCCCCACUUAGGUAUUAUUUAUUAGGCUUUAAAGGAAAACGUUAUUUAACAGGAAUAGGGUCUGAAACCCGGAAUUCAUUGUAUCAUAUUCACAAUAAAAAGGAUAUAAUUUUAUUAACUACAUGCCGACAUGGCAAAAACUGGCAGAAGACGGCCAAAAAGCUCAACGAUACACGAUGUGAUACUGACAACGAGGAGUAUGACAAAUAUGACUACAAAAAGUUACUGUACAAUGCAACAUUUUGCCUCGUGCCUAGAGGACGUAGACUAGGGUCUUUCAGAUUUUUAGAAGUUUUACAGGCUGGAUGUGUUCCCGUGUUGCUAAGCAACGGAUGGGAGCUACCAUUCUCGGAAGUCAUCAACUGGAAUAAAGCAGCAUUAUGGGCAGAUGAACGGCUUCUGUUUCAG
This is a messenger RNA of Ruditapes philippinarum (Manila clam), 1496 nucleotides long. RefSeq names its product exostosin-1-like. Gene Ontology annotation, cellular component: membrane; Golgi apparatus. Gene Ontology annotation, molecular function: glucuronosyltransferase activity; acetylglucosaminyltransferase activity. NCBI's taxonomy places the organism in Eukaryota, Metazoa, Mollusca, Bivalvia, Venerida, Veneridae. The record is from RefSeq and is a predicted model, not a curated record.